GCAAUCCUUCAGGGAAGGAGGGAGGGCGGCCAAGUCUCCUGCUCCGUUAGCCGAGGAGUCUCUGUAGAGGAGGUCUCUGUAGAGGAGGUUUCUGUAGAGGAGGUUUCUGUAGGAGAAGAACAGCUCCGAGUUCAGGCGUGGGAAGGCGAGCAGGAAGUCGUCUGGCUGGGGGGGGUACGUCGGUGUACAUGAGGAUCGAUAAGCACACUUUGGGUAAACGAGGGGCUCAACAUGCACCGAAUAACGGGGAAAUCUGGAGGGGACAGCUUAAUAGAGAUGAGCCCGACAGAGUCUGUGAAUGAUGAUAUGAAUGGCUACCACCAACAUGCGUCGUCCAGCUCAGGGUCCCUCCAGCAGGGACAAUCGGCGUCUCCUUUAACGCCUGAUGUGUGUGUAGAGACCUGUGAGUCUCUCAACACCAGCCUGGCCUCCCUGGUCUCCCUGACCCCCUCUAAUCACAGCGACAGUCCACAGCGUGAGGCUCAGACCUCAGAACAAAUUAAUUCUUUGACUGGGCUGUCGAGAAAGCGGGCGCUUUUCCUGAAGUUUCGUUCUAGGAUUGACAAACAACAACAUAGUAAAGACUCUGUGUUCUUCCGCGAUGGAGUGCGCAGGAUUGAUUUUGUCCUGUCCUAUGUUGAUGAUAAAGAUGGUGAGAGAAAACAGGAGAGGAGGAAGGUGUAUGAGGCCAAUCUAGAGAAAGUCGGCCUGGAGCUGGAGAUAGAAGAUAAAUCAGAGUCAGAAGAUGGAAAGACUUCUUUUGUGAAGAUCCACGCUCCAUGGGAGGUGUUGGCCACCUACGCAGACGUGCUGAAGAUCAAGGUCCCAUUCAAGGUCAACGACAUCCCUGACAACAGCGAGAUGCCCAUGAACUGGCUGUCCACCCCUUUUCGUCUGCCAGAGCACAUCAUGCACCCUGAGCCAGACUUUUUCACAGCUCCCUUCAACAAGAGCAAGUCUGACUUCUUCCUUAUCGACAACAAAGACACGUUCUUCCCCCCUUCUACUCGCAACAGGAUAGUCUACUACAUCUUGUCCCGCUGUUCAUACUUUAGAGAUGAAUGUGGAGAUAAAGACAAGAAGGGAAUCAAGAGGUUACUUAACAACAGCACCUACACUGCUGCCUUUCCGCUUCAUGAUUCUAGAUACUGGAAGAGAUCGAGGGACGCUAACUGCGAAAGUGAGAGAUUCAGUCUCUAUAAACACUGGGCUGGUUUCCUCUCUUUCUUCAAGGAGCAGCCCCUCAAUCUUGUACGGAAGUAUUAUGGGGAGAAGAUAGGUAUUUAUUUUGCGUGGCUGGGUUUCUACACUGAGAUGCUGUUGUUUGCGGCAAUAGUCGGGACAAUUUGUUUCAUCUACGGAUUCCUCACAUACGAUGACAACGAGUGGAGUAAAGAAAUCUGUAGUGAGGCAGUUGGUGGCGCAAUUGUCAUGUGUCCGCUGUGUGACAAGAAAUGUGGUUACUGGAAACUCAACUCAACAUGCAACUCCUCAUGGCAAUCACACCUGUUUGACAAUGUGGGAACAGUGUUUUUUGCCAUAUUUAUGGGGAUAUGGGUGACGCUGUUUCUGGAGUUCUGGAAGAGACGGCAGGCUCGUCUUGAGUACGAGUGGGAUCUGGUUGACUUUGAGGAGGAGCAACAGCAGCUGCAGCUUCGGCCAGAGUAUGAGACCAAGUGCACCAACCGCAAGAUGAAUCGCAUCACUCAGGAACCGGAGUGGGUUCUUGAAAGGACUGCUACAGAUCUAAUGGCAAAAUUGCUUCUUUGCUGGGUCACCGUGUUACUCUGGAUCUCAUUGAUCAUUGCCUGCAUCAUUGGGGUGAUAGCGUACCGCCUGGCGGUAUACGCAGCCUUCGCCAGCAUCAUGAAGGACAGUCCCACCACCCACCUGCAGGUGGUUGGCCCCUUCAUUACACCGCAGCUGGCCACCUCUGUCACCGCCUCCUGCAUCAACUUUGUCAUCAUCAUGAUCCUCAACCUCAUGUAUGAGAGAGUGGCUGUUUGGAUCACUGACAUGGAAAUUCCCAAGACCCACCUGGAGUAUGAGAACAAACUGACGGUGAAGAUGUUCCUCUUUCAAUUUGUCAACUACUACUCCUCCUGCUUCUACGUGGCUUUCUUUAAGGGCAAGUUUGUCGGCUAUCCUGGAGACUAUGCUUAUAUGUUUGGGAGCAAACUGAGGAAUGAAGAGUGUGACCCUGGUGGCUGUUUGAUUGAGUUGACCACCCAGCUGGUGAUAGUGAUGACUGGGAAACAGGUGUGGGGCAACAUCCAGGAGGCUCUUGUCCCGUGGCUGAUGAACUGGUGGGGCAGCAGAAAGGCACGAAGCCAUCCAGAGAGUCUAUACAGCCGCUGGGAGCAGGACCAUGACCUGCAGGGCUUUGGACAGCUCGGCCUCUUCUAUGAGUACCUGGAAAUGGUGAUCCAGUUUGGUUUCAUCACACUGUUUGUCGCCUCCUUCCCCCUGGCACCCCUGAUGGCUCUCAUUAACAACAUCAUCGAGGUUAGAGUGGACGCCUGGAAGCUCACCACUCAGUUCAGACGUCCCGUGGCAGCGAAGGCCCACAGCAUCGGAGCCUGGCAGGAAAUCCUCAAUGGGAUGGCCGUACUCUCUGUUGUCACAAAUGCGUUCAUUGUGGCCUUCACCUCUGAUAUGAUCCCUCGGCUCGUGUACAUGUACGCCUACCAGCCGAAGGGUGAGAUGAAUAUGAAAGGAUACAUAAACAACAGCCUGUCUGUGUUUAAUAUCUCUGCAAUCCCACUGGCCAACAAGCCCGAGGACGGGGAGAACCCUUUCUGGUUCAACAGCUCCAUCACUACCUGCAGGUAUCGUGAUUACCGCUAUCCUCCUGGCCAUGAGAAGGAGUACUCCCACACCAUGCAGUUCUGGCACAUUCUGGCUGCCAAGCUGGCUUUCAUCAUUAUCAUGGAGCAUGUUGUGUUCCUGGUCAAGUUCUUUGUGGCCUGGAUGAUUCCCGACAUUCCCUCUGACGUGAGGGCCCGGGUCAAGAGAGAGCGUUACCUGGUCCAGGAGUAUCUCCACAACUAUGAAGUGGAGAAGCUGAAGGUCCAACUCAGCCAAAACACCCACGACGAGUGUACCUGCACGCCCAUGAUCUAUCCAUCUUUACCCAAACAUGAGGUGCUGUCAGAAUGUCUCUAGCACAGCAAGCUGCUGGUCAGUCAGCUGGACAUGAUGGGAGGACAUGUUGAUGUAGAUUGCCCUGCUUGUGUAUUAUAAUACUGACCAUCACUUUUCUGUAGUGUUUGUUGUUUGUGCAGUAAAAACAGCACACACACAAACCUUUUAUUAAAAAGAUUCACAGCCAUCCCACUUCUACUAUUGUGCUAAAUGUGGAAGUGCACAAAGGUGAAAGUGUUAAUGCAUGCUGAGACUUGAGGCACAUAAAUUUAAACCUCAUAUUUAUGGCCUUUCGCUCUCUGUUUUGUAAUUCUAGCGCUGAGGAUAAUCCAAAUUUGCUGUAUAGAAAGAAAGGAAACCUCAUACACUGUGUCUAAGACAGGCGACUUACUUUUGUUUUAAGACUAUUUAUUUAAGUGCCACUACAAGUAACCAAAGAUUGAAUGCCUUAAUAUAUCACAAACUUAUUGGUUCUAUCUGUCACUAGAAAAACAAUUGAUAUUUUUUUUUGGAAACUGAGAGCUUGCUUAUUGGGUUUGAGUAUUUACCUUGUUCGUAUGUACAGCUGUAUGAAGAGCUCUGGUGUCAUAUACUGUAAGUUUAUGUUCAACUCAAUUGUUUUUUGUUUUGUUUUUUACAGUUACUACGACAAAUGUGAGCAUUGUUUAUUUGACAGCAUUGAGGGUCACAGCACAGAUGUAACUCAGCUUUACCAAAUUAUAUUCUUCACUCCGCUGGCAAUGGACCUGUUAAUAGGCUGGUCACAUUUAGCUUUAAUCUCAUAACAGCCACCCUCAGUUUCUCCAGGCUAUAGUCUGACACAUGAAGUAGCUUUUGAUGAAGACAAAUCUGUGCUGCUGUUACUACUGUGAGUAAGGGCAUAUUUUGUCCUGCGAUGGCCAGUUUUUUGAGCAGCAACAGCAGCUGGUGCGUGUUGACUGUUGACAGUGAGUCCUGUUCCUGGAGAUGAGAAGUGAAAAGCCCUGAGAGAGUGAAGAGAUCCCUUUUUAAUGUGCCUCUGUUUACCAACACGUCGAAGUUAAUGAAAGCCUGCCCCUACCUACUGAACUAUGUUUGCUCCGUUAGACAAAGCACAUCAGCCAUCACCCAGUUCUUGUGCUUCUGGUUUCCUCAGCUGUGUAGAAAAGGAAAGAUACACAUUCUUUUUUUUAUUAUUAUUAUUUUGCACAAAGCACUUAAUGAAACGUGACUACCAAAAUAAAAAACAUGUCAGUCUAAUAGUUGUCAUGACACUACGAAUUCAUAAUCAGUGUUUUGAAGCAGAAAUGUGUGAUAAUCUUUAAAUUGAACAAGAGUUUUACUGUAAGUAAGAAGAGUUGAAGAGUUCCCUGUUCUGAAUUUGAUGUUUAUGUAUGAAGCUUAAACAAGGAGAAAGAUGUAGCUUUUUGUUUUGAAAUUAUCUGAAGUACAUUUUUUUAUUAGGCUGCCUACAUAGAAAUAUGUGAAAAAAUAUCUGUUUGUUUUAAGUAUUUGAAUUUUAGGUAAAAUAGCUGACUGCUACAAACUCAGGCGACUUAAUAUAUGUUUGUUUGAGAUGCAUGUAGAUGUCAACAGAUGUGAGAGCAAUGUUCCAGUUUCCCUUUACAUGCCCUGCGCUCAGCUAAACUUGUGCCUGUUGAUGCCUUAAUACAUCUAAUAUCUUGUUUUCUAUUGUAUUCCCUUGUACAUCUCCUUUUAACUCACUUUUUUUCUCUCUCUGUCUCUUUGUUACGCUUUAAUAUUUUUAUUUUAUACUGUCACCAUGCUUGAAAAAAUGGUGAACCUGUUUACUGUAUGCUUACAAGUUACAUUUUCAUUUUUUCAUUCAUCUGUUUGUUAUUUUUGUAACGGUCUCUGUAUCUAACUGCAUUGUAAACCAAGACGAAUCUCCAAAAUAAAGUACUAGUUCAACUUGA
This is a messenger RNA of Morone saxatilis (striped sea-bass), 5060 nucleotides long. It is a transcript of the gene ano5a, whose product is annotated as anoctamin 5a. Gene Ontology annotation, molecular function: protein dimerization activity; chloride channel activity. The record is from RefSeq and is a predicted model, not a curated record. Gene Ontology annotation, biological process: chloride transmembrane transport. Bases 232 to 3165 code for a protein of 977 amino acids. Lineage: Eukaryota; Metazoa; Chordata; Actinopteri; Moronidae. Gene Ontology annotation, cellular component: plasma membrane. The transcript has 22 exons.